This is a messenger RNA of Phycodurus eques (leafy seadragon), 5787 nucleotides long. It is a transcript of the gene cracd, whose product is annotated as capping protein inhibiting regulator of actin dynamics. The transcript is spliced from 8 exons. Gene Ontology annotation, biological process: negative regulation of barbed-end actin filament capping; maintenance of gastrointestinal epithelium. The record is from RefSeq and is a predicted model, not a curated record. Bases 591 to 3608 code for a protein of 1005 amino acids. NCBI's taxonomy places the organism in Eukaryota, Metazoa, Chordata, Actinopteri, Syngnathiformes, Syngnathidae.
GGGGCGCAGCUGAAGGCCAGUUUCUCCACCGGGGAAGUGUGCAAUGGAGUUGUGUCUGACGACAAGAACGCCAGUCGAACUCUAAGGUAAGUGGUCCGCAGUAUCCAGUGAUCUUGCUGGAAAGUGAAUGUUGCUAUCCAUAAACGAGCUGCAUUUUUUUGCAAUCAGUCAGCAGCAAGGAUGAAAAGAUUUAUGGAACCCGUUGUUGAAAGUUAUUUCAAUCAAUACCGUAUUUAGUCUGUUACUGGUGUUACUGGAGACUUUUGAAGACUUAAAGACUCCCUCCCACAUGCGAUCGUAGCAGGAAAUGUUCACCUGCUGUGCAUCCAGACUGCAAGUCGAGUGAGUGCACAUCGUGUGGCGAAAACCGCAAGAUUCCCAGGCCACUCAUUCCUGCACGGAAUUAGCUUCAUUGUGCAGGUAUCCCUGUCUUCAGCAGUCAGGACUCAGUCUGGAGCCUCAAGCAAGAACAACUAAUAACUGGAUAAAAGUGCUCGAGAGAGCUGAAUCCCGUUGGAUCUCGAGCCCUCUCGCACGACAGCAUCUUCAUCCCGGAGGAGUCGGCCAAUCAGGCCGGCCCGGAUCGCACCAUGUCCCAGGAAAACGUCUCGGACAAAGUGAAAAAUCUGCAGAAGCAGAUCGUGCAGACUAUCAAGUUCGGCCAGAAGCCCCCCUCUCUGAGAAGAAGCGAGGGGGAUGAGAUAAGUUCCGAGGAGGAGGAGGCGCCGCAGAGUCCUCUGAGAGUGACAGCGCAGGUCGAAACGGAGCCGCUAAAAGCGGAGACGACGGUCCAAGCGGCUCCGCAAGCGAGAUCGCACAGCACCCCUAUGAAGUCCCCCAGGUCCAAAAGUGUACUUCCACCCGACGGUACUAUCGAGUCGGUUAACCUGGAUGCCGUUCCGCAGUCGGUGUCUCUCCUGGACAACACCGCAGCCAAGCAUAAACUGUCUGUCAAACCCAAGAAUCAGAGGGUUUCACGCAAACAUCGGCGGUUUACACAGGACCUGUCCCACCCUGGCGUGGUGCAGGAGGACCCGGAAGUGGCAGGUGUCACCACGGAGCACCGACGCAGAUCGUCUGCAGAAGAGUACCUGGAAGCCUUCAAGAAGCAUCGAGUUGAAGCGGAACGACUAGACGAGAAGAGGAAGAGGGAGCUGGAGGAAGAAGAGAGGAGGCAGCGAGCUGAGCAACUGAGGAUCGAAGAAGAGGAGAGGUGUCGUAAGCAGCGGGAAGAGAAGGAAAAAGAAGAGAGAAGGCUCCAUGAGGAAGAAGAGAGAAGGAUGAGGAAAGAAGAGGAGAGGAGGCAGCAAGAGGAGGAGGCAAGGAGGCUGAGGGCAGAGCAAAGAAGGAAGGAGGAAGAGGAAGCCAGGAGGCAGCAGGAGCUUGAGGCUCAACGACUAUGUGUGGAGGAAGAGGAGAUCAAGAAGAAGCAGAAAGAAGCAGAGAAGCAGAGGUUCCGCGAGAUCCAAGAGAAACGCAAAGUGGAUUCGGAGGAACAGCUGAAGAGAAUGGCGGAAGAUGAAGGGGACAGAUGCUCGGAUGCUCAGGAGAGGAAGAGGCGAGCCGAUGAGCUUCGCUGGAGGGAGAUGGAGGAGCGGCAGAGGCCUUUCUCCUUCCAAGUUUCCUCCGGAGAAAAAGAAAUCCUCUUUCCGAAAGUUAACCUGACGCCCGUUACGCCCCCCUCGGGCGUCCACGGGUCAGCCGUUUCAAGAGAAGGCAUCAGGUCCUCCUCCGAAGCACCGUACUCCCCCAACCGGCAGACUUCUCCGUACGUCCCCCACACCGCCAUCCUGGUGACCGGCACCCAGCUGUGUGGCACCGCCGUCAAUCUGGACCUGAUCAGGGAUACUGCCUGCAAGUCCCUCCUGGGUCUCGUUGAGGACCGGAAGGCCCAGGGAAUGCCGCCCGCCAAGACCAAGACGUCGCCUGACCGCAAGUCGGCAAAGACAAAAUCCCUCACUGAGCCCACUGAGCCGGACCCGGUGGGUGCAGCUGUCUUGGCUGAGUGGGCCACCAUCAGGUCCAAGAUAUUCAAGGGCGUGGAGGAGGGCAGUGAAUACCCAGACCCGAGCAGGAGCCAACCUCAAGCCAGCCAUGAAGACCAGCAUGACUUUGCCCACACGCACUUGAGGAAGACCAUGUCCGCUAGCGCCAAGUUCUCCAUCACGCCUGCCAAGAAGAAGUUUGGAGAUUCAAACAGGAACUCGGAGUGCUCCGGUCCCAGUGCAUCGGACGAUAAAAUGGGAGAGGAGGCCAUGUCGUCUGACGUGUCCACUUCCGCUUCGCCGGCCGCAAGCCGUAAAGCUCAGAAUAGGAUGAGUAAGAGCGUCCGCCUCAUAGAUAGACCAGAGGAUGAGUGUGUGUUUGCCAAAGACCUUCCAUCUUUCCUCGUUCCCAGCCCUGGAGCCAAGCCUGAAGGGCCUGAGUGGAAGGCUCGAGAUCGUAGCGGGUCAGCGGAGCCCGAAAGCAGAGUUGAGGGCGAGGAACCGAGUCGGGAUGGCGAGGAAAAGCCUUUGCCGUUUGGCAUCAAGCUAAGGCGGACCAACUACUCGCUCAGGUUCCACAGCGAGCAGUCCACGGAGAAACGGAAGAAGCGCUACAGCGCCGGAGACAGUUUUGAUGGCGUCCCCUCGCCCCUGACCCCCAUCGAUUUGGACUCCGACACCUCUCCGGUCUUUUCCGACCCAUCCAGUCCAACAUCGCCUCAGAAAGAAGCCAAGUACUCCCUCGCCUCAGCCUCCCCCGUGUUGUCCUGGGCUGGCUCAGGCAAAUCCCUCAGCCCCACGCCACAAUGCGACGGGCACCACGUGCCCUCCAAGCCGUCUCUCUACCACAGACCCCCCGCAGCGCCGAAACCCGCCGAAGAAGUUCCCACCUGUCCUCCAUCACCGCUGCCUAAAACGAGUCACAGCGAGACCGAGGGCUCGGUUGGCCGGAGUCAGCCCACAGCGGUGGCCCAGCUACAUCGGAGCAGCCAAGGUCAAGGGGACGACGAGCCCAAGGAGAAGAGAUCCUUCUUCCAGUCCAUCAACAUUCCCUGGAGGGAUAAAAUGGACAGGAAGACAGAGCUCAUCAAGAGAGAGAAACCUUCGCUUCAGAGCAGGCAUUCCCUGGAUAGCGCCAGGGUCCAGGAGAAGGAGGCGGGCCCCUUGUGGAUCACGCUGGCGCUGCAGAAACAGAAAGGAUUCCGGGAACAGCAGCAGAACCGCGAGGAGCGUCGCAGCCUACGGGAAACCAAGCUGGCCGAGAAGCAAGCCCGGGAGCGAGACAGUGUGGGCUUAACGAUGACAAUUAGCCCCACGGAGACCCGAGGUGGAAGCGGGAGCGUCAGUCCAGGUUCUAAAGCGCCGACGCCGGACGAUCCCAAGAGACCAGACAGCCUGCUGGGACGGUUCGAGAGGCGAGAGCAGCUGAAGAAAGCCAACACGCUGCCCAGUUCCGUCACGGUGGAAAUCGCUGACUCCACGCCGUCGCCCCCUGCUGUCAAGGAGGUGUCCAAGCGCUUCCCCGCCAUGGACUCGCCACAGGUAUCCACCGAGCCCGCCUGGCUGGCUCUGGCCAAGCGGAAGGCCAAAGCCUGGAGCGACUGUCCUCAGAUCAUCAAGUAACAACCCCACCUCCACAACCUCCCCCAUAAACCCUCCUACUCCUACUCACGAUGACAGCGGUCCCCAACCACCAUACAUAUAUAUGUAUAUAUACUGUAUGACACUGUAGGAUCGAGUUAAAAAAAAUGCAAAUAAGCUGUUUUUUGGGCAAAAAUAGGUAAAAUAAAAAUAUCUGCAAAUAGGCGCAAUCUCAAAUGCCGGAAUUCAAAUAUGCGGGGGUGCACUGUGUACAAUACGGUGCUAUUUUGUCCCUAUUAAAAACACAAAACAAAUAAAUUGUGGUGGUUUUUGAGGGGUCUGGAAAAUAGACUCACGCAAGUCAAGGUACCCCUGGAAUUAGUUUUUAUCUGUUACAAUGCCGGUCCGUCAAAAAUAUUGCUUCCGGUCCGUGGCGCAAAGAAACAAAUGUUGGGGACCGCUGCACUCCACUCCACAAACACACCAGCUCUGCAUGGAGACGCCACACUACUGCACAACCACUCCCAUCACACAGGCUGCAUUCAAAUAUACAAAUAUUAUAUGUCAAGGUUGCAAGCAUGCGGCUAACACACAAAGACACAUUUUUAUUCAUAUUGUAGCCAAAAACUGGGAUUGUAAAUACGCAAAGGCCUCCAACGAAGAGGCGUAGUUUGCCAGUGUUAAGAUGGGGGAAAGAGUCACUAAGGGUCUCUUAAAGGGCUAGAAGUGUUAUUUCCACUGUGUCCGUGACGGAAUGGUGGUGGGAGGGUUCUUCAUCCGUGCUCGGCUUCCGGUCACUUCCUGCUUGCUGUACAAUGUAGAUCAGGGGUGGGCAAAGUAUGGCUCGCGGGCUACGUUCUUUAAUCUGGCCUAACGAGCAUUUACAUUAUCAAGAGUCUUGUAAUAUUUGUUGUAUUAGUUUUACACAUUUUCAGCCCUAAAAUUGGUCAAUUAAAAUGGAUCUAUUCAUUUAUUUUACGUUAUUAGGAGUCCCGUAAUAUUUCUUGCAUUAAAUUCGACAUUUUCCCCUCUGAAAUUGGUACAUUAAAAUGGAUUUACUCAUUUAUUUAAUUUUCCAGGAUCAAGAGAUAUUUGUUGCAUUAAUUCAGACCUGCCUCUCCCAAAAUGAUUAUAUUGAUAUAUUUGUUUUACAAUCAACAGUGCUGUAAUAUUUGUUGCAGAAAUGUAGCUAUUCUCCCCAAAAACUGGUUCAAAUUUAAUAAUUUGAUUUCAUGUUGUUGUUGCAUUAAGCCAUUUUCCACCAUAAAAAUUGGUAAAUAUUUAUUCAUUAUAUUUUACAUUAUACUCAUGUAAUAUUUGUAAUAUACAUUUUGCCACACCCCCAAGUUGCAAAUUAAUUUACUGUAAAUACAAAACAAUAUUUUUUCAUUUGAUUUUAUUCAAUAACUAAUUCAUUAUAAUUAAAUAAAUAAUAGUACAAUAAAAAAGCAUUAGAAUGAGAUAUUACUAUAGUAAUAAAUGAAUAUGAAAUUAUUUGCCUUUUUUUUUAAACCUCAUCUACAAAUGAACUGUGCCAACUUUCUCAUUAAAUAAUUUGCUAAUGGAUUUUUUUUAGUAAUACAAUACACAAAUCUAAAUAUUUUUAUUUUAUCAAAUAAUUAAUUUAUAUUAAUUCAGUAAUAAUACAAUCACAUACAUUUAAAAUUUUGAAUGAAUGAACUUCAGUAAUUAUUUCAUUUACAUUUUGUUAACUUCAUCUACGAAUGACCUGGACCAUCCUUCUCAUUAAUUCCAUUUGCUAAUUGAUUUUAAAAAAUCAAUUAAGUCAUAAAAUAUAUGAGUAAAAUUAAGAAUGUGUAUACAUUUUAUUAAACCAGUCGUUGAUUAUAAUGAAAUGAAUGGUAAAUAACAAUAAACCAAUAUUAAUAUAUUAAAACAAACUAUUUGACCCUUUUUUUUUUUAACCUGCGAAUGGCCUGGUCCAUCCGCCCUUCAUAAAAAUUUGAAUGUGGACCUUGAGUACAAAAGUUUGCCCACCCUUGAUGUAGGUCCUGUUUGUAGAUCAUCAUCAUCAUCAUCAUUACUUCCUCCUCUUCGUCAAUGUUCUUCCUGCCAUAACCAUGUGCAACAAAUGUACUGUAUGUAAGACAGAGCCUUGUUUCUAACCUUGCCGGUGUACGCAGUGUUGUGUAACAGAAACAAACAAAAAAAAGUUUGGUAUCAUUUGCACUUUUUUUGGGGUCCCACUUAAACUUGUGAA